UGCCCUUGAAAUCAUACAAACAUGUUACUUGGUUUAAUAUUUUACCAACAUUACUAUCAACUUUACUGCCAAUUACACACUUGGUAGAUUAUAGUGCCUUUAGUGUUGUGGAAUGUUUCUGGACACCUUGGACAGAGUAAUUUUACAGAAAUCAGAAAUUAUGCGUUUUCACUCGCCAAUGAGAAUGCUGUUUUGUAUUCUACUGUGGCUGUUUGAAGAACUGCUGAUUUGCAGCUCGGAUCCUCUUCCUAGUGAUAUUACUACAGGAUUUGCAGUUGAUCUCUACCAUGCCAUUCGGUCAAUGCAGAAGGAUCAGAAUCUUAUUUGUUCACCAAUGUCUGUCAGCCUGGGCCUAGGGAUGACAGAGCUGGGUGCCAGAGGGACCACUUUGCAACAGUUAAGAAAAGUUCUACAUUUUGAUAAAACACAGGAAGGGACGGAGUUUUCUUUGUUGAAACAGCAAUCCAAAAUCAUCUCCAGUAGUAGCAGGCAAUACUCGCUAAAACUUGCUAAUGCAAUUUACAUACAGGAUGAAUUCCAUUUGACUGAACAAUAUCUCCACAGCAGCCAAGAAUUCUUUCAUAAUGCUAUAAAAAAAGUGAACUUUCAAGAUUCUGUAUCGACUGCCAAUAUUAUCAAUAAAUGGAUAGCUAAUCAGACCGAAGGUAAAAUCCAAAACUUGGUGACAAGUCAAUCUUUGAACGCUUUGACAAAGAUGGUUUUAGUGAAUGCCAUUUACUUCAAGGGGACAUGGAAACAUAAAUUCAAUUCAGCGCAUACCAGACUGAUGAAAUUUGUCAAGCAAGAUGGCUGUGUUUCUGACAUACCAAUGAUGUACCAACAAGUGAUGAGCAGAUUUGGUUAUUUUACAGCUGGAAAAAUCAGUUAUCAGGUUGUAGAAGUACCUUAUAUUGGAGACGAAGCCAGCAUAUUCCUGGCACUACCAGCAGAAGGAACUGAUUUAACAGAAUUGGAGAAACUUAUUACACCACAACUUAUCCAUAAUUGGCUUUCCACAAUGUCAGAAGAAGACAUUGAGAUUAACCUUCCAAGAUUUACAAUCCAACAAAGGUUAGAUUUGAAAGAACCGUUUGGAGUCCUCAAUGUCACAGAGAUAUUUGGAAGUGAAUGUGACCUUUCUGGGAUCACAGAAUCAUCUGACUUGUACAUUUCUCAAGCAGUCCAUCAAGCAUUCAUUGAAAUAAAUGAAGAAGGGAGUGAAGCAGCAGCUUCAUCAGGUAUGACCGCAGCAAUCAUGAGCCUUCCUCGACAUAAAUUUAUGGCAAAUCGUCCAUUUGUUUUUCUUAUACGUAGCAACCUGACAGGUUCAAUAUUAUUCAUUGGAAGAGUAAUGGACCCUGAGGGGGUGAAUUCCUAUGGGAGAGAUAAGGAUGCGCUGUAAAAUAAAAGCGUACUAUGUAAACUAA
This is a messenger RNA of Rhincodon typus (whale shark), 1427 nucleotides long. RefSeq names its product serpin I2. The coding region runs from base 113 to 1402 and encodes 429 amino acids. Gene Ontology annotation, biological process: negative regulation of endopeptidase activity. The record is from RefSeq and is a predicted model, not a curated record. NCBI's taxonomy places the organism in Eukaryota, Metazoa, Chordata, Chondrichthyes, Orectolobiformes, Rhincodontidae. The transcript is spliced from 9 exons. Gene Ontology annotation, molecular function: serine-type endopeptidase inhibitor activity.